Colossoma macropomum (tambaqui) is the source of this 3768-nucleotide messenger RNA. Its product is annotated as vomeronasal type-2 receptor 1. Gene Ontology annotation, molecular function: G protein-coupled receptor activity. Gene Ontology annotation, biological process: G protein-coupled receptor signaling pathway. The coding region runs from base 34 to 3768 and encodes 1244 amino acids. NCBI's taxonomy places the organism in Eukaryota, Metazoa, Chordata, Actinopteri, Characiformes, Serrasalmidae. Gene Ontology annotation, cellular component: membrane. The transcript is spliced from 9 exons. The record is from RefSeq and is a predicted model, not a curated record.
UUUAACCUGCGUGUGUUUCGCUGGUCGCAGUCCAUGAUCUACUUCAUAGAGGAGAUCAACAGAAACCCUAACCUGCUGCCCAACAUCACACUGGGCUACAGGAUCUAUGACACAUGCGGGCUGGUGGCUCUGUCUAUGAGAACAGCCUUGUCGGUGGUCUCUCAGCCCCUGAAGAGGAACAGUACUGGAGCGUGUUCGUCCCCCACCAUCCCUCUGAUCAUAGGAGACUCGGGAUCCACUCUGUCUAUGGCCAUCUCCAGACUGCUCAAUCUGUUCAGCGUCCCGCUGGUUAGUUACUUUGCCUCCUGUGCUUGUCUGAGUGACAAGCAGAAGUUUCCGUACUUCUUCCGUACAAUUCCCAGUGACGCGUACCAGGCCAGCGCUCUCGCUCGCCUUGUAAAACACUUUGGCUGGACAUGGGUAGGCGCAAUGGGUGGCGACGAUGCUUAUGGGCGAACUGCCCUGGACAUGUUCACCGCAGAGGUGUCCCGCCUAGGCGUGUGCGUGGCCUUCCGGGUCAUCAUCCCAAAGUUACCUUCUCAGCUGCAGCUCCAAGACAUCGUAAAGACGAUUCGAGACUCCACUGCACAUGUACUGGUCGCCUUUGCCAUUGAGGAGGACAUCCAGCCAGUGGUGGAGGAGACGGUCAGGCAGAAAGUGACGGGAAAACAGUGGGUGGCCAGUGAAGCCUGGAUAACGUCCACCCUCAUCUCCACUAAUUACCCCUCUUUCAGCGGCACCAUCGGUUUUGCCAUCCGCCGGGCUGAAAUCCCUGGCCUCAGGACGUUCCUCCACAGCCUGCAGCCAUUGGCUGACCCAUAUAACCCCUCUGCCAAGGAAUUCUGGGAAACGCAGUUUCAGUGCUCCUUUAAUACAAGCAUGCCAGUUGAUUCUAUGGCUGACCCUGUCCACUACAACCGUACCUGUACAGGACAGGAGAAGAUUGCGGACACUGAGACUAUCUAUAAUGAUGUGUCUCAGCUCAGAGUGACCUAUAACAUGCACAAGGCUGUAUAUGCAGUAGCACACGCACUGCACAACCUGCUAAUGUGCAAGAAGGAAGAGAGCAGCACUGAUAAGCAGCAGCAGUGUCCAGAUAUCUACAACCUGCAGGCCUGGCAGGUGAUACAGUACCUGAAGGAGGUGAACUACACCAAUGUGUUUGGAGACACUGUGUAUUUUGAUGAGUAUGGAGAUCCUGUUGCGUCGUAUGAUAUUGUAAACUGGCAGAACAGAACGGAGGGCGGUCCACUGCAGUUUGUUACAGUUGGACGCUUUGACUCCUCUCUUCCAACCGAGCAGCAGCUUGUGCUCUACCAGGACAGCAUUGUUUGGCAUGGGGGAUCCAGAGAGGUGCCAGUGUCGGUGUGUUCACCUAGCUGCCUGCCAGGCUACAGGAAAGCAACACGUAAAGGCGAGCCUGUCUGCUGCUACGACUGUGUGCCCUGUGCUGAAGGCACCAUCAGCAACAGCCUAGACCAGUCUGAGUGUAAGUUCUGCCCUGAAGACCUCUGGUCCAACCCACAACGUGACAGUUGUAUUGACAAGCAGAUCGAGUUUCUGUCCUACACCGAGGGUUUCGGAAUGGCCCUCGCAGCCACAGCCAUCCUGGGUGUCGUCGCUACCGUGACGGUGGCUGCCAUUUUCCUGCGUCACCGAGACACACCGCUGGUUAGCUACUUUUCCUCCUGUGCUUGUCUGAGUGACAGACAGCAGUUCCCGUACUUCUUCCGAACGAUCCCCAGCGACACGUACCAGGCCAGCGCUCUUGCCCGCCUUGUAAAACACUUUGGCUGGACAUGGGUGGGUGCAUUGGGCGGUGAUGAUGCUUAUGGGCGAACUGCCCUGGACAUGUUCACCGCCGAGGUGUCCCGCCUGGGCGUGUGCGUGGCCUUCCGGGUCAUCAUCCCGAAGGUACCUUCUCAGCUGCAGCUCCAGGACAUCGUAAAGACGAUCCGAGACUCCACUGCACAUGUACUGGUCACCUUUGCCACUGAGGAGGACAUCCAGCCAGUGGUGGAGGAGACGGUUAGGCAGAAAGUGACAGGCAAGCAGUGGGUGGCCAGUGAAGCCUGGAUAACGUCCACCCUCAUCUCCACUAUCUACCCCUCUCUCAGUGGCACCAUCGGUUUUGCCAUCCGCCGGGCUGAAAUCCCUGGCCUCAGGACGUUCCUCCACAGCCUGCAGCCAUUGGCUGACCCAUAUAACCCCUCUGCCAGGGAAUUCUGGGAAACGCAGUUUCAGUGCUCCUUUAAUACAAGCAUGCCAGUUGGCUCUAUGGCUGACCCUGUCCACUACAACCGUACCUGUACAGGACAGGAGAAGAUUGCGGACACUGAGACUAUCUAUAAUGAUGUGUCUCAGCUCAGAGUGACCUAUAACUUGCACAAGGCUGUAUAUGCAGUAGCACACGCACUGCACAACCUGCUAAUGUGCAAGAAGGAAGAGAGCAGCACUGAUAAGCAGCAGCAGUGUCCAGAUAUCUACAACCUGCAGCCCUGGCAGGUGAUACAGUACCUGAAGGAGGUGAACUACACUAACAUGUUUGGAGACGCUGUAUAUUUUGAUGAGCAUGGAGACCCUGUGGGGUCAUAUGACGUUGUAAACUGGCAGAAGGGACCGGACGGCAGGACAUCGCAUUUUGUUACCGUUGGACGCUUUGACUCCUCUCUUCCAACCGAGCAGCAGUUAGUGCUCUACCAGGACAACAUUGUGUGGCAUGGGGGAUCCAAGGAGGUGCCAGUGUCGGUGUGUUCACCUAGCUGCCGGCCAGGCUAUAGGAAAGCCACUCGCAAAGGCCAGCCUGUCUGCUGCUAUGACUGCGUGCCCUGUGCCGAGGGCACCAUCAGCAACAGCAUAGAUCAGUCUGAGUGCACGCUCUGCCCUGAAGACCUCUGGUCCAACCCACAACGUGACAGUUGUAUUGACAAGCAGAUUGAGUUUCUGUCCUACACCGAGGGUUUCGGAAUGGCCCUCGCAGCCACAGCCAUCCUGGGUGUCGUCGCUACCGUGAUGGUAGCUGCCAUUUUCCUGCGUCACCGAGACACGCCCCUGGUCCGCGCCAACAACUCAGAGCUGAGCUUCCUGCUGCUGCUGUCGCUCACCUUCUGCUUCUUAUGCGCGCUCACCUUCCUGGGCCAGCCGACCCGCUGGGCCUGCCAGCUCAGACGCACUGCCUUUGGCCUGACCUUUGCCCUCUGUCUCUCCUGUCUGCUGAGCAAGACUCUGGUGGUGCUCAUGGCCUUCAGGGCCACACUGCCUGGCAACAAUUCGGCACGUUGGUUUCGCCCCCCACAGCAGCGUCUGGGCGUGUUCCUGUGCUCCGCCCUACAGUGUGCAAUCUGUGUGGCUUGGCUAACCACGGCUCCGCCUCAUCCAGUGAAGAACACCUGGCUGUACCGUGACCGGAUCAUUCUAGAAUGCCACUUGGGUUCCGUGGCUCUGUUCUGCUGUGUGCUCGGCUACAUCGGCUGUCUCGCUGCCUUUUGUUUUAUCCUGGCCUUUCUGGCUCGGAAGCUGCCUGAUAACUUUAAUGAAGCCAAGUUCAUCACAUUCAGCAUGCUCAUAUUCUGUGCAGUUUGGAUCGCUUAUAUCCCAGCUUAUGUCAGCUCUCCUGGAAAGUUCACUGUAGCUGUAGAGAUAUUUGCUAUCUUAGCCUCUAGUUUUGGGGUACUUCUGUGUAUAUUUGCCCCCAAAUGUUACAUCAUCAUCUUUAUGCCUGAGAAGAAUACUAAAAAAUAUCUCAUGUUUCAGAAAACUAGCAGAUGA